This is a messenger RNA of Corythoichthys intestinalis (scribbled pipefish), 9187 nucleotides long. It is a transcript of the gene sirt6, whose product is annotated as sirtuin 6. Gene Ontology annotation, molecular function: NAD+ binding; histone H3K9 deacetylase activity, NAD-dependent; transcription corepressor activity. Bases 6994 to 7821 code for a protein of 275 amino acids. Lineage: Eukaryota; Metazoa; Chordata; Actinopteri; Syngnathiformes; Syngnathidae. Gene Ontology annotation, cellular component: nucleus. The record is from RefSeq and is a predicted model, not a curated record. The transcript has 7 exons. Gene Ontology annotation, biological process: negative regulation of transcription by RNA polymerase II.
GCUAUCUCACACAUGCACCUGCACCAAAACAUUAAAUACUUAGCAAUGACCUUUACCUGAGAGAUAAUUAUAUUGUUACUUCUUGGAGGCUGGCCUACUGAGAGCACUAAUACAAUACGUUAUGUUUCGCAUAAUCCAAUAAUUGUUGCAUCUUUAAGUUGACCAAAUUCAACUGAACAAAGAAUUACCCUUUCAAUAUUCUUCUCGUAGAACAUUUUUUGAAGUCUUUAUCAGUGAGUCCAAACAGGAACAACGAAGUAAAAUUACUUCAUUACUGUACUUGAGUAGAUUUCAGUAUCUGUACUUUACUUGAGUACAAAUGUAAGCAGGAAUUGUGCAUUAUUAUUAUAAUUUCAUUAUUGGUGUUUUGGCUCAUUUCAAUUUAAUUUGAUUAUGCAAUUAUGUUUUCAAAUGUAAUGCAGCGUUAAUUUCUAUUCAAUAUUUAUGUUGUAUAAUUUUAGUUCCCAUUCGAAUAUUCGUUCUGGCCAGGUUGUGUUGUGGUAGGAUGUUUUAAGUUGGGACACGAGAGUUCCUGGUGCCGGGCUGCGAGAAUAUAGACGCAGAGUUAAGACUGUUCUGCCAUGUCGGUCAUUAUUUUAGUAGAGAAGAUGGAGUAAAUGCACCACAACAAUUAAACUGUAACCCGAUCCACCCACAGCUCCACAGGCACGGAAAGUAAGGGUUACACAAAUAACAAGUAGUACUUUUUACUUCACUGCAUUGUACAGCACAUAUUUGUACUUUUUACUCUACAGCUUUUCAAAUUUUCGCCUGCGUUACACAUUACUUUUGUUUUGUUUUUUCUCAUUGUGAAUUGAUAGUUUCAUUUUCAUGACUGCGGCGCAAUCAAUUAGCCCCGUGCAACUAUACUGUAACAAAGCAUUAGCGGCAGCAACACGAGUACAAGCAAGAUUAGGCAUGUGAACAAGAUGGUGACCAAUAAAAACCACAAUCAAUAAAUUUUCUGGUUAUUUGAAUAUUGGCUAAGAUCUCCGCAUCUCUCAUUUUUGCAUAGGGGGAAAGUACUUUUACUUUUUAUCUGUAAAUUUUAAAGCAAGUACUUUCGUACUUGAGUAUAUAUUUUUUUCUUAGAUACUUGUACUUAAGUAUUUUUUUUUUUUUGCCCCUAUAUCUGUAUUUUUACUUAAAGUGCAUGUGACACGAAAAAGCAUGUUUAUUUCAUAAUACACGCGGUAAUUUAUGCUCCUGAAUGAUAUGGACCGCUUGGAUGUGUGUGGAAGCGAUCGCUGUAUUUAUGUAGUUUUUUCAAUCCCGCGCCAUGAAAAUGAGUGACUUCCGGCUUUGGUCUUAGAUUGAGGAGGAGGGCGCUGUGACGUGUACGGUAGAAGGCGUCCUCUUCACUAUACAGCAUACUGUUGUGUAUGAGGACAAAGGAUUCAGCUGAUUUUGCGGAUUAAUACGUUUAUUUUUCGCAUCACGCCAGCCAAACGGCUGCAGAAAAAUCAUUCUGUAUGAGGGAGAGGCGUAUGUGCCUUUUUGGAGUUUCAAAAGGUUCCCAUUCACCGUGGAUAUUGGCCAAAACAAGCCUGACGACUACUGUGGGACCAUUGGACUUACGAGGAAGUGAGUAAACAUCUUGUUUAGUAUUAUGUCAAAUAUUAAUACAGCUAUUACAAAGUAAACACAACAAACCUUCUUUAAAUAAAGGACUACUUACGUUUGAUCAUUGAUAGGCAUGUAAAAAGCUCUCCUGAUGCACAUCAGCAGUUAGCUGCACAACAACUGCAGCCACCCUCCUCCGGGGAACGAACUGUAAAUUGCUCUCCGCCGGGCGAUUUGCCCAUCCGCGAAUACAAUCAGCAACCCAGUCGUCAUGUCAAAUAAUGCAGACUAGUUAUGUGUGAUUUUCCGCUCCGAAGACUUUGAAACAUCACUUGGUUCAGGUUAGCAUGUCGGCUAGCUGUCACGCCUUUUGGUUUGUUUACAUUCUCCGAAGCCGGGGAAGGGAAAUGACAUAUGUCCGAUUUAGGUGUCAUAAAAUAUCGUCCGGGAGGUGCGACAGUAAAGGUGAAGUCGACAGUUUUGACCAUUAUGGAGUAAUUUUGCCAUGUCGUCCUGAAUAAAUGCAUUUUUAUUAUUUCAUAUUCCAUUUAGCACGACUUAUUUGUCAUGACCAUGCCAUUUAUUUAGCAAUUGGGGAAAAUACUUGGAUAAAAAGAAUAUCCUGUAAAAAUAUUGAAGAGACAGAAACAAUGACAUUUUGCUGCUCUCUUCGUUGCGUUUUCCUCGUUGUGAAUAGUUCCCCCCCGACGGGCUGACUGGUCCUUCUCAAGCCAUUUAUAUAGCUAUUGGGGAAAAAUACUUGGAUAAAAAGAAUUUCCUGUAAAAUAUUGAAGUAAAGAGACAGAAACAAUGACAUUUUGCUGCUCUCUUCCUUGCGUUUUCCUUGUUGUGAAUAGUUCCCCCCCGACGGGCUGACUGGUCCUUCUCAAGCCAUUUAUAUAGCUAUUGGGGGAAAAUAUUUGGAUAAAAAGAAUAUCCUGUAAAAAUAUUUGAGUAGAGAGACUGAAACAAUGACAUUUUGCGGCUCUCUUCGUCGCGUUUCCUCGUUCUGAAUAAUUGUCCCUCAAUGGGCUGAAUAGUAAAACCGAUGAGCCCAGUCUACCGCUGACGUCAUCCACCUGUUGGGGACGCUAAAGCCCUAUAAUGGUAGGCGUGGCUAACCGGCAGAUUAAAAGACUAAUUUCUCGUCAUCUGCGCUUUGCUAAGUUGUUGUAUAUAGUCAAAUCGUCUCAAAAUAUGAUUCUAAUUCACAUAAUAAUGCCAUUUAAGACUUUUUUUUCUCCUGUUGUAUGCUCUUUAAAGCAGAAGUUCAGAAUUUUUUACUUUAGGCUUUAGGCGUUUAAUUAGUUGGUGGAGUUGAUUUCAGCAAAUUCCGUCUAAUUUGUCAGUUAUUUGUUAGAUUCAGGGCUCCAGAGUGGCUCAGUUAGCGUCAGUCAAUGAUCCCAUCUUAACAUGUCAAUAAAAAAAUAUUAACAGAUCUAACAUAUUCAAAUAAAUUCAAAAUGCCGAUCAUUGUUCCAAAUAUCCAUGCGGCCAAAACAAUGUCACACCAAACUGUCGUAAUUCAUUAUAUUCUUUAGCACUAUUUUUUUUGAUUGCGUAAUGCGACCACAAUAGAGAGGAGUGCUUCAGCCACUCGUGCUCAUGCUGCAUUCGAGGAAGAUGGGAAGACUUCUCCCGCUCAGAAGGUACAAGUUGCGACCUCAAAGCAUUCCAAGCGAAUGUAAAACAUCAAGAUGGCUGAUUGCGACGAGUUGUUUAUUAUUUUUGCCAUCAAAAGACAUGUUGACCUCCAGCAAACCUACCUUCUCGUAAGCGAUCAAAUAGUUGAGGAAAAACAACCGCUAAAGUAAAUACCACACACUGUAAAGUGUAAAUUCCCUCAUUUAGUUUUACUAUUGACUCUGCUUUUCGACGGCAACACCAUUUUGUUGAGUGACAUCAGAUUGAAGCAAACUCGUGAAGUCGGGGUAGUUUUUUUUUUUUUUUUUUUUUUUUUCCCAGUUCGAGUGGCGUUCCAAUUUUUUCUGGUCGGAGGUUGGAAAGCACAGACUUCUCACCUUCCUCGAAUGCAGCAUCAGUCUACCGAGUCUUGACUGAAGAACGGUACCAUGGUGAAGUGUGCAUUUAGAGGCUGUGGAAACAGAAGAAAUGGGAAAAUGAAAGUUUCCACAAAUUCCCUAUGAAGAACAAGGAACAAUUUAAACUGUGGUUAUUUGCUGCUGGCUACGACAUAAACACACCGGUGGAAAAAAUAUCACUCCGCUCUGCAGCCUGUUCCCUGCAGAGCAGCUGCAUUACAAAUGUUGCUGUUCAUACUACAAUUAUUGACACACAAUGGUAAGUUUUAAUAACUUUAUCGUGAAAACAUAGCCAACACUAUUGAUUGAAUGGGUCAUCAGUGAUUCUCAUGCGUUUAUAAUUUUUACUGGCAUGCUAAGAUGGGACCAUUGACUCGCACUAGCUUAGCCAAUCCAGAGCCUUGAAACUAAUAAAUAACUGUCAAACUCACAAAUCACUCUGUUACUGUCUGUGAAUGCGGAAUAAAAGAUUGGACCCAAGAGCUGACAACAAUGGCGUACCGCAAGCAACCAGUCACCUUUGCUCAUUAAUAUUCAUAUGGAUGGAUAGACGUUAGCUAUUGUUGCUAGGUGGGUCAACCUCUCGUUUUUCCCUAAUAGUAAAUGCAUGGAAAUAGUGUACGGACGAGAUGUUUCCUGAGCUAAACCUACCAAUUCUGUCCAAAAAUGAUGUCCCUGGAGCCAAAUUCACCGCUAAAGAUGUGAAAGAACAUACAAAUGUUCAGUUAAAGAGAUGGCUUAAGUGUCGAGGGCUGAAAAAGAUGGGAAAAAGAGCCGACCUGAUCCAGCGGUAGCUUUUUUAUCUACGCUUUUUUUCUUGUAUUUUUGAGUAGCGAUCGCAAAUACUGCUCAGUGACAGCCAACAUGCACUUUUAAUUUUUACUUUCAUAACAAAUCUUGAUUCUAUAAUUUAUUUACACCCCCCCCCUUUUUUUUUAACAACAGAAAAGGUAACAACAGUGGCAGUCAGAUACCAUUUUAAUUUUUUUCAGGUCAUUCAUUGUCAGACGCUAAAAAAACGAGUAAAAUUUCCAAAUGGCUUACUUCUUCGUCCUUUUGAAGGACCAUGGCCCCCAACAAAAUGUUUACUGCAUAUAAAAUUUGGAUGAUUUCAUCUUGCUGGCGUUAAACUGGUCUUUUUGACGUCCGCACAAGUUGAUCCAUUCUUCAUUUUUUUCCUCCAAGUUUUUGGUUUCGGGAAACGUAUGAAGAAAACAGCCUUCAUAUAUCGUAAUGUCGAGAGUCAUUUCUACAAGUUCCAUAGCAGCGGUGUUUACUCGACAUGUUCUUUUUUGAAAGAUUACCGGAGAAAAGAAGCAGAAAUAACAUGGAUUGUAUGCGAGAGCGUGUCUAUAAUAACCCACUUACGAUGGCGACGUCACGGUUUAAAAAUAGCAUUCGUUCUGUACGCUAUUGAGGGGAUGCAAACACGGUUUUAUUAAUACAAGCAAAACAAACACGCGAUCGCGGAAAAGGGGGAACAACAAGAAGGGUCCAUGACAAGAGGUCGACGGGGCUCAAAUAACACUAAACAAAGUGGUUGGCAGAUAGCCAAUAAGGUAUCAAAAAAUGAACAUACUCAAUACCUGCACAAGGUAGAGGAAUCACAAAACAAAAAACAGCUGACAAACAAGCAAGCAAAUACAAUGAGCCUCGAAAGUACAAGUGUCGAAUGGCGAUCAGCAAGUUAAUAUCUCGGCACCGUUGUUAUGGCUCGCCGGCGUUUAUAUAUUACUGUUGAUUAGCUGGAAUUACUGGCAGGUGCGAUGUCGGGAACGCCCCCACAGCUCUGUAACCAAACAAAUCUGACCAGCAGCAGAAUGUGACACACUCUUUGUCUCAAGUGCUUACCCUGGCAUAAGAAUGAAUUUAUUGGCUGUCAUCUUUUGGCAAUGACAUUGUAUUUCUGGAUUAUUUCGUUAGUUUUUAGCCCUUAAAAAAAAAAAUACUUUUUUUUUUUUUUUUUUUUUUUUUUUAAAUAAAAAACCUGAUCCUUUUCACCCGAUUCCAAUCCUGUGAAAAAUAGCCCGAUUUCCGAUCAUGUGAUUGGAUCGGCGACAUCCCUAGUUUUUACCUGUGAGCUGACACCUUUAAUAUUUCACUCAAAGCACAUUGAAGUACCCUGUUGUUAAAAUAAAUCUGAGCUAUACAAGUCGGUUGCCUCAUCUUGCCAGCAGUCUAUCCAUUUUGUAUAAACCCAAUCACUGUAAUCACACAGUGAGGGUUCGCCCUGGACUGGUAUUGAUUUCAAUCUUUAAUAUUAAAACAAAUUAGGCAAGAAACAUUAAUGUGUUAUAACGCGGUAUAAAGUUUUUUAAAUAUUUUCCUCUUGUAGUUCCACAGUUUGAGCAGAAGAGGGUAGUGGAUGUUCAAUAUGUUUCAGGUCACCAAGCAUUAUUUGACCCUUAUUUUUUUUGUCUGGUAUCGUCUUAGUUUCACAUUUAUUGAUUCAUGUUUCCAGUGGCUGUCCACCUGUGCUGCUCCUACUGGACCAAUAUAUAUUUGAUUUCUACACCCGUCACUCAGCUCAACCUUGGACAGGAAUAUCAUUAAAUCAAAGUAUCCCCACAUUAAUGUAAACUUGGAUUGAUGUCAUUAACACAUGUUCAAAUGCAGCCGCCAGGCAAUUUAGCAGCCUUUGAGCUUCCUCUUCCUAAAGUUGCCAAAUGAUGCAAAUGUGGCCUUCGCAUCCUGGCAGCAUCUCCCUCAUGGUGAUAAGGACUCAUGAAUAAUUUCUGUUUUGAACUUAAAAGAGAGAGGGAGCGCGUGACAGACUGGUGAACUUCAAAUGCAAAGACGCAUCUGGUUGCACGGAGAGAAUUCACGUGAUGAAUUCUUAUUUCUGGUACAAGAAGAUAUGUUUCGAAAAUUAAUGAGUACCUAUGGGGUUUGUUAUAGUAAAUAAAUCCUCAGUUGGGAUGGUUGGUACUUGUAGAAUAGAAUGGAAUGCCUUUUUUAGUCAUUGUAUAUACAAGGGAUGGAACCAAAUAUCAACACAGUACACAGUAACGUGUCUACGCCAAAAUUUAUUUUUGUGGUGUUUGUUUGUUUGUUUGUUUGUUUUUUUUCUCUGACUAAAUGUGGGCAUUCGCUCCUGAAAGAUUAUGUAUUGCAAUUAAUAUGUGUAUAUACAUAUUUUAGCUAUACCUGUACACUACAUUUUCCUCAAAAUCUUUUACUGUCCUGGGUUGCUAUCCUUUUUCUGGCUAUCGUAAUAACUAAAAGUGCAGUUGGCUGAUCAAUCGGGGCUCGUUUAAUAAAUUUUGGGGAACGGUGAUCGUUUUAUGACGAAAAAUAUAAACAAUCUUGUCCAUCGAUCGUGUUAGUCAGUUAGCCACUUUAGCAUGCUAGCAUUUGGUCGCAGAAAGUGGUGCUCAUUAAUGUGGGCAUGGGUCCAAAGGGUGUGUGGACUUUAGAGGAAAAGGGAGAGACCCCUCACUUUGAGACAACAUUUGAAGAGGCCCGACCCAGCCUUACUCACAUGGCCCUGCUGGGACUCCAAAGGGCCGGAUACCUCAAGUAUCUCAUCAGCCAAAAUGUGGAUGGCCUCCAUGUGCGAUCUGGCUUUCCAAGAGACUUGUUAUCAGAGCUUCAUGGAAACAUGUUCGUGGAGGAAUGCGAGAAGUGUUGCCGGCAGUUUGUCCGGGAAAAGGUGAUUGGCGUGAUGGGUCUCAAACCAACAGGACGUUACUGUGAUGUAGUGCGUUCCAGGGGACUUCGAGCCUGCAGAGGGAAGUUGAUCAGCACCAUAUUAGAUUGGGAAGACGCACUACCUGACAGAGAUUUGAACAAAGCAGACAAUGCAAGCAGACAAGCCGACCUAGCACUGACAUUGGGCACCUCCAUGCAGAUCAAACCCAGCGGAGACCUUCCAUUGGUCACCAAGCGCAAAGGCGGGAAAGUGGUCAUUGUCAAUCUGCAACCCACCAAGCAUGACAAGCAUGCUCACCUGCGUAUCAAUGGAUAUGUGGAUGAUGUCAUGAAGCAGCUAAUGGAGCACUUGGGAUUGGACAUACCAAAGUGGGAGGGGCCAACUGUGUGUGAGAGCAGUGACAUGAAGCCCCCGCUCGCUCUCAGUGCGGAUGUGAAGGUCAAAGGUAAGAUUGUAAAGGAGGAAAAAAAACGAGAAGCAGACAGCGACGUCAUCAAAGAAGAGUCGGUUAAAGUAAAAAAAGAAAGGAAAGAUCUUCCAGUGGGAAUGAAAGAUGUCAAGUAGCCUCAGGUCUUGUCCUCAGCAAAGAUGACAAGUAGCCUCAGGUCUUGUCCUCAGCAAAAAUGCAUCCUGCCCCAAGAAACAAACCUGAUUGAUCAUGAAGUUCUGUUACCUUUUUAUGCCCAAUGGAACUCACUUUGUCUAUCUUUUAGUCUUCUCAAUCUUAAAUGCCAAUUACCGUAAGUAGUCUCCUCAGUUUGAACAAACACAAACUGACACUGAAAGUGUGAAUAUAAAACAUUUACACACCUAAGCAUGCAAAUGUCAGGUUUUUUGUGACAGCAAAAAUUACACCAAGAUUAAUCAUUUUAAAACAUGUACAACUCAUUUGAAACCAAAAUGUUUGGGAGUAGGGAAGUAAAUAUUAGAUUGUCAGAGGUUUGCACACCCUCAAGCGACACAGUGACUACAGUCAUCUACAACUGGAGAAAAUAUGGCACAUCAGUCACAUAACCAAGAACUGGACGUCCCUCCAAAAUUGAUGAGAAGAUGAAAAGAAAAUUGGUCAGGGAGGCUUCCAAGAGGCUGACUGCAACAUCAAACAAGUGGCAGUACUGGUUAUUUAUCUGACAUGUUUCUGUGUUAUUGGAGAGGGUGACAAGACUGAGGACUAUAUAUGGGUAAAUGUGUUGAAGGCCAAUGAAAACAAGGUUCAAUUUUUGGGCCAAAUUUCCAAAAAUGUAUGUUGAAUGCAAGGCUUCUGCUUGGAACUUUUUUUUAAAGCCAAGAAUAGCCUAUAUAACAUCUAACCUUUCAUUGAGGUUUAUCGUACGCUCAUUUAUCAAAAACCAAGAUUUUGAUGGAAAAUCAAAAUCAGGUUAACAUACCUCUUGUACUGUGGUGUGUACACAUGUUCUGAAAUUACUGUAUUUUUCAACUGAUUUGUACUGUUUAUAUAUUGUUGGUCACAUUAACGGUGGACCAUUUGAAUGUUUUUCUUUUUUUUUGGAAAUUUUGGUUAAUUAAAAUUUUUUUUUUUUUUAAUUGCGAAUAAAAUGUAAGGCAUUUGAACAGGUGUGUGUAUACUUUUUUUUAUAUCUACUGUACAAGAAGAUAUGUUUUUUUUCUCAUGUUUGGAUCUAAAAACAUGUAGAGCACAUGGUUAUAAAUAAUAGUUUAAUAAGCUGCACUGAUGUGUGUAUACAUUAUUAAAUAUAGAUUUUUAACUUUGAACUCUACAUAUUGUCCCUUUGGGAAAAUGAACAUCUUGUAUGAAUGCUGUCAAUUUUACAUGAUGUAGAACAUCUUGUCUUAUAGACGGUUAUGUAUAAGUCAAGAAAAAAUGUUUUUUGUAACGAGAUCAUUGUUAUGCAACAUAUUUUUAUCUCAGGAAAUUUUUUUUGUACUUGUAUUUUAGUAAUAAAUCUAU